This is a messenger RNA of Caenorhabditis remanei, 468 nucleotides long. RefSeq lists its product as uncharacterized. Gene Ontology annotation, biological process: lipid catabolic process; phospholipid metabolic process; arachidonate secretion. NCBI's taxonomy places the organism in Eukaryota, Metazoa, Nematoda, Chromadorea, Rhabditida, Rhabditidae. Bases 1 to 468 code for a protein of 155 amino acids. Gene Ontology annotation, molecular function: A2-type glycerophospholipase activity; calcium ion binding. The transcript has 3 exons. The record is from RefSeq and is a predicted model, not a curated record.
AUGCUAUACCUAAUCCUUGCCGUAUUCCUUCCCCAUCUGGUCACUUCUUCAUGUAAUGUUUUAUAUCAAUUGGAUGACAUGUCUUACUGUAAAAUUGGACAACCAUUUGAUGCAUACAGAUACUAUGGAUGUUCAUGUUCUGGAUAUGCACCUGAUAAACCGAUUGAUGGAAUUGAUAAAUGCUGUCAAGUCCACAAUGAAUGCUAUAACAAUUUGAUCUCCACCAAAAAGUGUCAAAAUUCAAACACCCCAUUUUUCUGUCUCUACAAAUGGGAAUGUGUAUAUCAGGAGCCGGCAUGCAAUAACGAGAACAAAUGUCUCCAAUCGGUAUGCAAAUGUGAUGAGGAGUUCAUCAACUGUCUCGCCAAAUACCCCUACCCAACAUUCACCAGAAAGUGCCAGUAUUAUGAUGGAGAUCCAGUUUUGAAGACAUUGACGACUGCUAAAGAUACAGUAACCAAAAACUAG